UGGUUCUCCGUCUCUUCCCCCUCGUACUUCCCAGGGCCUGGCCUGCCCAGGGGUCACCUGGAGACAGGGCUGGGGAAGGAACCUGAGCCCGCUGCCCCGCUCGCGUGCAGCGCAGCCUUCGUACAGGGAAAACCUUGUCGCUGUGGCUUCAAGUCUCUCAAGGAAGGAGGCCCAUUGCCCUGUGUUCACCAAGCCAGAGGCAGACAGGGAAGGAAGUGGGGCAGGGCUGUGGAGCACACUGAGCGCGGCUGCUCCCCGGGGCCUGCUCACACAUGAAAACUUCCUGCGAUGAUAACGGAAGCACGGGUGCUGUCCCCACCACGACAGCUCCCAGAGCUGGGGCCAGAGGGAAGCCAUGGACGGGCCCCGGGCCCCGGGCCUGCUCCUGGUGCUGCUGACACUCUGCAUCACUGCUGGGACCCCUGAAGUGUGGGUGCAAGUUCAGAUGGAGGCCACCAAGUCCCCGUCCUUCACUGUCCGCUGUGGAUUCCUGGGAUCUGGCUCUGUCUCCCUAGUGACCGUGAGCUCCGGGGGGCCUGAUGGUGCCGGAGGGACUAGGCUGGCUGUUUUGCACCCAGAAUUCGGCAUCCAGCACUGGCCCCCUGCCUGCCAGGCCCAUUGGGAAACCAAAACCAGCAUCUCCCUCACGGUGGAAGAAGGGUCUGAGGGGAGGAGCCCCAGGCCCAACACCACCUUCUGCUGCAACUUUGUUUCCUUUCCUGAGGGCUCCCAGGAGGCCUGUGGGAACCUCUUCCUCAGCACAGACCAAGGUGGGGCUGAGGAGAGGGGGCCAGGGAGGAAGGGGGGCACCAGCCGCCCGUCUGGUACGCCUCUUUGUCUAUACACAGGGCUCCCUGCCCCUACUCCAGCUCCCAUACUGCGGGCUGACCUGGCCGGGAUCUUUGGGGUGUCAGGGGUCCUCCUCUUUGGCUGUGUUUACCUCCUCCACCUCCUGCAUCGGCAGAGGCACUGGUCUGUCCUGAAGGUCCAGCCCCGCCUCGCCGGUCCCCAGACACAGGCGCGAGCAAGGGGGGCUGGUCAGGCCUCCCUGGUCUCUCUCCAGGCCGCCUACCCCACCGUCAACACCAGCUGCUACGGCCCGGCAACUCUGGACACGGUGCUCCCGCCCCGGCCACUGUCCCGGUGGGCGGCACUGCCCGCCCCCACAGCCUGCCAGCCCCAGCCGCCCGCCCGCUGGGCACCCCUGCCAGCCUCAGCACGCGACAGUUUCAUCUCCGUGGAGAAUGGACUUUAUGCUCAGGCGGGAGAGAGGCCUUUCCAAGCCGGCCCCAACCUCGUCCCUUUCCCGGACUCUCUGGGGCACAGAGUCAUGGAGGGGCAUUUAGGAGUUCGAUGAGAGGGACCCCAAGUCCGCUUGGGCUUCCUCUCCUCUCAGACUUCUGGGACCCCCUUGUGGUGUCUGGGUCCUGGGGGCGCAUCAUCUUUGCACAUCUUAUUUCAUUCUUAGGCCCGCAUAAGUGUCUCCACACAUGCCCGGCCAAGGCCCCCUUGCUGCGGAUGUGGUCAGCACGUGUGCACGCGUGGGUACGUGUGGGCACACGUGUAUCUAUGUGAGGUGACAAAAUCCCAUCCCAGGUUGAUUUCCUGUUUUCAAGUCCCCAACCCUCACAGGUGAUGUUGGUAACUUAAAAAAAAAAAAAAAAA
Zalophus californianus (California sea lion) is the source of this 1665-nucleotide messenger RNA. RefSeq names its product PVR related immunoglobulin domain containing (gene PVRIG). The record is from RefSeq and is a predicted model, not a curated record. Bases 356 to 1357 code for a protein of 333 amino acids. Gene Ontology annotation, biological process: negative regulation of T cell receptor signaling pathway. Gene Ontology annotation, cellular component: plasma membrane. Gene Ontology annotation, molecular function: signaling receptor activity. Lineage: Eukaryota; Metazoa; Chordata; Mammalia; Carnivora; Otariidae. The transcript has 4 exons.